This is a messenger RNA of Paramecium octaurelia, 965 nucleotides long. The record is from the annotation of a GenBank genome assembly. Lineage: Eukaryota; Ciliophora; Oligohymenophorea; Peniculida; Parameciidae.
GUUUAUCUAAAAGUUCCUUAAAUAUUCAUGAGUACUAAUGAAUAGGAAUUGCAAAAUAAAGUAGAAAAAUUGGUAGAUAAUGUAAAUAUCAAUAUUAAGACUUAGUAUUUGAAAAAGGCAAAGUCAUUUCAUAGAUAGAGAUCAUCUAUUUCUAUGAAUGAAGAAUAGAGAGAUUUAACAUAAGAGAUUGCAGAAAAAGAACUGUAAAAGGCCACUUUACUGGAAGAAUUGUUAAAACAAAUUUAGUUGAUUGUUGAUAAUUUAAUUCAAAGACACAUGUUUGAUGUGAAUUUUAUAUAUAUAUUCCUAGUUUCAAAAUCAACUUCUCCAUAUUUAGAAUGAACUGUAUUAAUUGAAGAAUAAGCAAUGCACUAUAGGAAGUUAGGAGAGUGCAAUAAAAUAGACUAUGGUUUUAUCAAAAAAUAGUUCCUUUACUGAUUUUAAUGAAUAAUUUCUCUAUGAUGAAUAAAUUAAAAAUCUGAAAAGCAAAAUCAAAAAUCUAAAGGAGGAUGUGAAUAAGAAGACACAAUAUCACGAUUCAUUGAUCAAUAUGCUGUUGGAUUAAUAGUAAUUAUUAUUUAUUAUAAAAUUAAAGGAAGGAUUUAAAAGAGAAUUUGAGAAAAAAUUAAUUUGAAUCCGAUGUUAAAUCCAUUGAAAAAAAAAUGCUUGAUUAAAUUUGGUUAAGUAAUGCAUAAUAUUAUUAGAUUAGGUGUUGAAACAUAAAGUAGGGAUUUUGUUGAAACGAAAUUUCAUUAACUGAAAUAACUGGCAGAACAAAACAAUUAGAAACAGAAAGGUAGUUUCUAAAGUAAAAAAUAGAAAAGGACGCUGUUAUGUGGACGAUCGUAAAUGAGUGCAAAUAAGAGAUGGAUAAAAUGAAUUUGAAGCUCAAUGGUGUUAACAGUAUUUUACAAGAGAUGAAAGAAAAUAACAACUGGUUUCCACAUAUUUGGAAAAGGAAAUGA